Molecule: messenger RNA, 1145 nt
Organism: Vicia villosa (hairy vetch)
Lineage: Eukaryota; Viridiplantae; Streptophyta; Magnoliopsida; Fabales; Fabaceae
Exons: 3
Coding region: 314-880 (188 amino acids)
Biological process (GO): translation
Cellular component (GO): ribosome
Molecular function (GO): 5S rRNA binding; structural constituent of ribosome
Source: RefSeq, a predicted model, not a curated record
AAGACACAACCAGCCAGAGUAAUAAGGCUGCACAUUGUAAUACCCUAGACCAACCCCUCACCUCUCUAAGCGACGCCAUCUCUAUAUCGACUUCACGGCGGCAUUAUCCCCGGCCACCGCCUCGUGGUUCGGUUCUCCUCUUAUUAGUUCGUUCAUUGCUUCAAAUUCUUUGCGGUUUAGAUUCUCCGCCAAAUUUACCCGUUGAGGAACUGAUUUGUUUCGUGUUAUAAACCCGUGCUGCACUCCGUUGGACUGAAUUAGGGUUUUGUUAAUCAGGAGGAUUUGUUAUUGAGUGUCUGUCUAUCUGAGAAACAUGUUGAAGCAAGCAAUUGGCAGAAUUUGCAGCAGAACCAAUGCUUAUUCUUGUGAAGGAAACAGAGUUUUGCCUUGCAUUUAUGUGGCUUCUCGUUUUUUCCGCAAUGGACAGGCAAAUAUGGCACCUAGAAGCUUUUUUGGGGUAGAGGAUUUCGUCGAUGAUGACAACAGUCGACCUUAUACAUACCAAAAAGGCAAGAAGUCAAAGAAUCCAAACAAGCAUAUAUCAUUCAAACAAAGAACAGUUGCAUACAUGGAGCCAUUUACACUUGACGUGUUCAUCUCAAAACGUUUUGUAUCUGCUUCACUCACUCAUAGAGUAACAAGCAAACAAGUUGCAGUUGCAGGUACCAACUCCAAGGACAUAAAAGCCGUUCUUAGAUCUCGAUCAGACAUACCAGCGUGCAUAGCCAUUGGUCGGAUUUUAGCUGAACGAGCAGUGGAAGCUGAUGUUUACACUGCUUCGUAUACUCCAAGGGAACGAGAUAAAUUUGAAGGGAAAAUCAGAGCUGUUGUUCAAUCACUCAUCGAUAAUGGGAUUGAUCUCAAGGUUUAUCUUGAUUGAGUCUUGCACAAUCUUUUAAAGCAAACACUACCAGCCAGUUAAGUUAUUUAGAUUCUGGUUGUGUUUCAUUUAUGUCCAUGUAGCUUGAUAAUUAUAAAUUGAUAUCAAUAUUAGUAUUGUGAACGAAAGAUUAUGGCAUAACGCAUGGAAUUUUGUAUUUAUAAAACACACCAUAACCAUCUUCUCGGGUUCCAAUUUCUGAAUCAUGUUGUAGAGGUGUCCAUAGUUCAUAUUUUAGUCAAAUUUCUAAUUUAAUUUUCCACAA